Amoebophrya sp. A120 is the source of this 2527-nucleotide messenger RNA. Lineage: Eukaryota; Dinophyceae; Syndiniales; Amoebophryaceae. The record is from the annotation of a GenBank genome assembly.
AUGACGGUUUCCAAGAACCAGCGUCAGGACGACUUCGAUCGUUCGAUGAAAUCUCUCGACGAUGGGCUCCUUUCCCUGUGUAAACAAACUUCGGUGAUUAAGAAGAAGGCCAUUGUGCUGCGCAUGCAGGAGCAGUUCGGGAAGCUCCGCGAUUUGAUGCUUAAGUGGCUCCAGGACAAGGACCGCACGGACCUGCGGGACACUUUCGAACCCAACAACUUCUACCGGUUGGUCCGUCUGGCCGCCCUGUUAGAGGAAAACGCGGAUAUGGACGCGCUGUGCGGCGCCAAAAUGCCCCCGGACGUGCGGUGGCACCAGUGUAACGAGGCGGUGAAGACCGUGCGGGCGGUGCUGGAGGACUACACGGGGAAGCGGAAGGAAAUCGAGGCCGCCCUGCUGAAGGAGGAGGAACGGCUGAAGGCGCAGAUGGCCCGGGCCACGGUGAUGCCCGUGCCGGAGGAGAAGAAGAUCAAGGAGGACUCCGUGCAGACGCCCCAGCAGAUCAAGCAAAACAAGUCGGAUGUGGAGGUCAACUUGAUCAUGUCCCAAAUGGAAGAAAUCGACGCCAUGAUGUCCAUCGUGCAAGAUCCAUCCAGUACAACUUUCUUUUUGAAUCAUCAUAUAACAUAAUCCUGCAAUAGCAAUGAGUGCUGGAAUGCGGCUUGUUGUCAAGUUUCUACGGAGGCGUUUGUGUUACUUACAAAACGAAAGCCGCACUGAUGUUCUACUUUUAUGACUUUGAAUGGUCGGGAAAGUCAAGGAAAGUUACCGGUUUGCAAAUUCACUCGCAUGAUCUUCGUGAAAAAAAACAUAAACUCACCACAAAGGUAUGACGGGUCUGGACAAGAUUGUGGUGGUCGACUCCCCGACGAUUGAGCCCAUGGUAGGGCCGCCGGUGAAGGCGCAGAAGACCAUUCCCCCAGUGAACAACACGCCGGUGAUUCCGACCGCGGUGUCCACCCGCGACACGGUGGUGCCGGACACGGUCCCGGAAAACAAGAGGAAGAACUGGCAGCGGGCCAACAGCGCGCGGCCGGUGCCGAAGGCGGGGAAAGCGUACGUGGAGGAGGAUACCGUUAUGGACACCAUCUCGGACGACUUCCGCAAGCAGAUUGACAACGUGAAGGACCUGAAGGGCCUGAUGGCGAACGUGGACCCACCGGACGCGGGCUUCCAGCCGGGCAACUGGCUGAUCUGGAUGUGCUAUGCAGUGCAAAAGCAUCGUACUCGUAUAAAUGCAUUACAAAUUUCCUCAGCAUUAGAAAUUCAAUUUGUAAUGCGGAUCUGACUUACCAAAAAGAUUUCUAAUGCAUGAUUGCAAGACGAGUGCGAUACUUUUGCACAGGAUAUGUGCGCCCGGGUGUUUUGGAACGACCCCACUUUGGAUGACGUCAACUUCACCAACAUCUACCUCCCGCCGCCGGAGAAGGAAAAACGGAUUAUUCCGAAGUUCAUGGACGGGCUGGCCCAGAAAAACGAAUACGUGAAAACACUGUCGCUCAGCAACGUCAACUUCGAUGCCAAAUCGGCAAAGUAUCAUUUUUUUUCAUAAUUUUGUUUCAAUUCAUGAACGACUUGACAUUUUUGACGCAGACGGUACGAUCAUGUCUUUAUCGUUCACUUGUCUCCGUGCUAAAUUUGAUUACCGCGCUACUUUUUCCACCAAACUAAUUGCAGGCGAUGGCACGAGGUCUUUGCAAACAACAAGACAGUGAAGGUCCUGGACUUGAGCAGCAACCCGUGGAACGCCGAGCUUAUGAUGGGUUGGGUUGACGGCAUCUCGAAAACCACAACACUGGAUAUGGCGCUCUCAACUGUUACAUUCUCAACUGUUACAUGAUUUGUCAUGCAAAAUUACCUUGACUAUCAACGCCAUCAAGCUGGCUCGCAUGACAAAUUCUCAGACGGCCAAACAGGCUGAGAAUCUGUGCCAAAUCUGUCAUGCAAGAAGCGCAAUGUCUUUCCUUUCACUUUUGCCAUUCUUGCAUCACAAAUCCAUGUAACAGUUGAGAGUGUAACAGUUGAGAACGCCAUACUGGAGGAGCUCCGCAUAAACAACAUGAACUUUGGCAACACCGGACACUCCGUCGGCGUGGAAAAAUGUUAUCAGAUGCAAAAAUGUGUGGGUCUGGAAGACUGCAACUUGUGAUGCUGUCUCUGCAUUCUAAAAAAAUCUGUAUUGCAUGACCAGCAAGAGGAGUCCGCUUUGUGCUACAUGGAGACGGUAUUUCUCAUGCGGAAUAGGCAUUAGGAAGCCCUCUAAAAAUCUGUGAUGCUAGGCGAUGCAUUACACGCGUCAUGAGCAGUCAUGUAACAUUUGCAUGACAAGUCUUGCAUUCUUCCAGACCCAGACAUUUUUGCAUUUCAUAAAUGUCUGGCGGACGCAAUUUUGAAGAACCAAAGCAUUGUCAAGCUCGGUUUGGAAUUGAAGGAUCCGACUUGGCGAAACAAGAUUGAUCGACAGAUCAUGCAAAACAAGGACCUGGCCAGACAAAGAAGGGUGGCUGCGGCCAAGGCUGGAAAGUGA